AAAAAAAAAGAAAAAAAAAAAAAGAAAAAGGAAGCAUCUAGUUUCCCCGACAGAUCGUAUGGGUACCUCGCAUGGCUGUACUGGAGGAUGCUUCUGCGGAAAUGGAAUCCUAGGGGAGUUCUCAGCAGCUGGCACUGACUGACAUCAGCACUUUCUGGUCGACAAUUAUCUGGCAGCGGCACGCCGGCCUGUGGGCGCCUGUCCGACGUACUGGGAAAGUCAAGGGCCUCGAUUUCGCAACUCAAAUCCUUGACAGGCUGGACUCCCGUUCAAUUAUGAUGUGUAUGCUGGGGUCUAACCCUGCCUUUGCAUCUGCAGAAGGUGGCGCAUCCACACCCUGGGCUGUGCGCUGGUCAUCCAAAGUAUCACGCAAAACAAAAAUCCUGCCUCACGAUUCCCGCACGCUGAGGUGUUCUUUUCUUUUCUACUCUUCAUCGAUCCCAACACAGUGGCUAGGACUCCAGGUGUGCUGACGCAUGCCAUUGGGUGCACUAUGUUUCGACCCUGGUCUUUUUCGCCGUUGGGCUGAUCGUGAAGCUCCAUCGAAUGCGACCAUUAAGGAAGCAGAACGUCAGAUUCGGCACUUCUUUGGCCAGAUACCUUGGGCAUAUCACCUUGUCCGUUUAGAUAGCCACCCAUAUACUGACCAGAGCACGUUCUCAUCUCUCCCAAAUUAGCCUCCGAUCACCGACGCAAUCACUCUUGAUCAUUGUGGCUUUUUUGAUACUAUUCUCUGCAGAUUCCCCACAUCGUCAUCAACCCAUUCUUGUUGAUAGGGGGUUCGCCUGUGUCUUGUACCUUGCGGCUCCUUAAGCUUAUCAUCCUGCAUCUGCGCUGUUGCGCAACCCCAAGUCACGACAUUCUUACAUACGCGUUCUCUUCCACGUCUCCGGCCUUGCAGAACUACCAGCCUCGUCAUCCCUUUUCUUUUGAUGCUGCAGUGCUCUGAAACAAACUUUUGGCACUGCUGUUGUUGAACGUUGCCUACGCAGCCGUCACUUCUGACCCUGUCACCCGACCUCUUUCACUGCUGACCUCACGAGCACUUCGGUGUGAACAGAGUUCUGCACCUCUGGAGCAUUUGUCCGUCGCAGCAGAAUCAUCGCCUUGGAUGAUUGUCACGACGCGCAGAUCAUCAGGCAGUCCAGGCCUGACUUGCUGGUCGAGCAUAAAAGAGCAUCGGUGGAACGGAGGCACAGGUCUCCCACCCACAUCACGGCUCACUCCUCGUCACGAAGUCCGGGCUGGACUGUAACAGCUCAGCCCAUCAACCAGCGUCGUGGAUAUCUCACGGCUUCUCGAGUCGCAAGACUCGGAGCCUCCGGGCCACCGACAGCGAGGCGCGGACACGGCCAGCUCGCCGCGCCCUUACGCUUUGGCGCCGGUGAGCUACAGCGGUCCAAGAUCGCUUCCGGCGUCGACGCCUUUGUCCGGAGGUCCCGUUGGUCCCCCAACACAGCUGCCACCAGUCUCGUCUCUGCAAACUGCACCUCCGCUUCUUCACCCGCUGCCGCCGAUCCAUCAGCGGCUUCCGUACCCCCAAGAGCACCCCCCGUACAGUCAACCGGUGCAACCGUACUAUCAUGGCUCACUUCCGACUCCUCACCAUGUUCCGUCUCCUCAUCCGGGCUACCACGGCAGCCUGCCGCCUUUGACGGCGCCGCCUGUCUCUGGACCGAUCGAAAUCCACUCGGUCAGCGUGCCUGCAAAGCGCAACGCCCCUUCUUCUGCUGGGGAAUCGACCGGGCCACCGGAGAAGAAGGGCAAGUGGACACCGGAAGAGGACCAGCUUGCGAUCGAGCUGCGAAGGACGGGCAUGAAGUGGGAUGACAUCGCGAAGCGUCUGCCCGGACGAAGCGCGAUCAGCUGUCGCUUGCGAUAUCAGAACUACAGCGAAAAGCGACAGGACUGGGACGAGGAGAAGAAAAACAAGUUGGCUAGGCUCUACAACCGAUUCAAACAGCAGAUGUGGGAAAUGGUCGCCAAAGAAAUGGGCCUACCGUGGCGAGCAAUCGAGGGCAUUCAUUGGGAGAUGGGCCGGGAAGAAAUGGCAUCGCGCGCGAACGUGCCGGUCUUUCAACCGCACACGACCUCGGCCACCACGCAGCGCCGCUCGCCUCCCGGCGUGAGAUCAAAUCCGAACUUGGCGCCCGCACCUACACCACCGGGCGACAGCGCAGGCGAGCAGCCGCACGCAUCGCAACCCGUGCGUGCGACCCGCGCGAGGAGUACAAGUUCUGGGAGUCGCAGGCGUGCCAAUGCCCGCAGAGAUCCGCCGUCGCAGCUCGCGUCGGUCUCUGAGGGUGAGCAGAAGCGUCCGUCGGUGCAGGACACGAGCCCGAGCUACGUGACGGACAUUCCAAAUACACCAGCGUCAUCCGUUGAAUGGAACGGCUCACCAGCAGUAAGGCCCACAGCCGACGAGCGACUUCCGCCGCCUACGCCUCCUCGCAAACGCAGACGUUCUGACUCUCAGAAUAGUUCCGAUGCUCCCUCACUUCAUCCUGCUCCACCAACCGCGCUCCCCCCUCCGCCAUCUGCCCCCUAGCUGUUGGCUCAACGCUGCACUGCCUUCACGCAUGAAGCUGUCGCGCGACUUCGACAUACUCUGGCGGAUAUCUGUUCUGUACGACAUAAUCUUGCAUCCACCACAUCCUUCCGAUCACGAGGCACCGAUAUCCCAUAGAGCAGCGGCACACUCCAUCACGCAUUUGGUCACGUUUGUACUUGUUUUUAUUUUGAUCUGAUAAAACUUGAAACCUCGUUUUUGAUUUUGAUAGGCGGCGAGCCGGACCACUUGGAUCAUCAAGGGUCGGCAUUCUGCGAGCGUUUUAGCGAUCUUCGUGAUUCAUAUGCAUGAAAAAUAAAAAAUUUUUGUGUUAUAGCAAGUACACUUCUUCCCGCAACGAGCUACAAGAGACACCGGGCAGGCGGGAGCGUGUUUGGUAUUUCGCAACGGUUUAGCAAAUCAACACUGACGAUUAGAUGAUUUGAGUUUUGUUUGGGUCCUUGACGAUGGCUGACGGCAGAGCAUUGAUAUUUGUACCAUUAGCGACGAUAACGAAUUGAAUCUUAUGCC
This is a messenger RNA of Verruconis gallopava, 3079 nucleotides long. RefSeq lists its product as uncharacterized. The record is from RefSeq and is a predicted model, not a curated record. Bases 1817 to 2548 code for a protein of 243 amino acids. The transcript is spliced from 2 exons. NCBI's taxonomy places the organism in Eukaryota, Fungi, Ascomycota, Dothideomycetes, Venturiales, Sympoventuriaceae.